Molecule: messenger RNA, 1058 nt
Organism: Umbelopsis ramanniana AG
Lineage: Eukaryota; Fungi; Mucoromycota; Umbelopsidomycetes; Umbelopsidales; Umbelopsidaceae
Exons: 8
Coding region: 140-775 (211 amino acids)
Cellular component (GO): zeta DNA polymerase complex
Source: RefSeq, a predicted model, not a curated record
AAAAAGGAGGCCUAAAAAGUCCCUGUAUUUGUGCUAAGGCUGGCUGUGGCUUUUUGUACCUGACGAGCCUCUGUCGGACUCCCAUGCGCCGAAGAACUAACCUCUUUAUUAUUUUUACUGCAGUGACAUCUUAUGCAUAAUGCCGGCAUUAUCCAUGAGCGACAUUGUCGACAUUACGAGUGAAUUUAUUGAAGUGGCAAUACACCAGAUACUGUACGUGCGCGGACUAUAUCCGAAAGAAAUAUUUGCCACUCGACAAAAGUACAACACUCCAGUUCAUAUGUCAAGACAUCCUGAUAUCAAUCAAUAUAUCAAUCAUGUCGUGGCUGCAUGCAAAGAUGGGAUUCACCAAAGAAAUGUCAAAGCUGUGUCAGUGGAGGUAUUCGACUUCCAACAGCGACCAGUAGAGCGCUUUGUUUUUGAACUCAAUUCCAUCUUCGUCCUAUCGCCACAUCAGAAUACGGAUAGUGUAACGACAGAAAUGCUUUGGCCAGACUUGGAACUUCAAUUGAGGGCAUUUUUGUUACGUAUUCAUGCCGCCAACUCUAUAUUGAAGCCGCUACCAGAAGAUUCAAAAUUUUCAGUGGUGGUGGACAUGGAGAGACCUGUAGUACCCGCGUCCCUGCAAGAAAAUAAGACGGGCGUUACUCCUUGGAUACCUGCAGAUGAUGGUAAAAAAGGAGAUGUCUUCUCCGGUUCUAAUUUAGUACCACUUAAAUCCGUGGACACUGGCGUUUUACAGAUGAAUUUGUUCGUCCAAGAAAUCAAUUUUUGACAUGUUUGUGAGAAACAUCCAACCUCGCCCCUGGUCGCCACUUGUGUUUCCACUCUCGCAUACGAUUGAUCAUAAGCAUAAUGCAGAGACCACAUGCAAUGCUACCUUCUGCUUUUUCUACAUGGCGCCGUAUUUACUGGAAACCACCAUUGUGAGACAUAUCCAUUUCCUAACAAGGCUUUUGGGGCUAUUUCCGGAUCAGCAGGGCACACCUGUUGCAGGAUCAUAUCAACAAUUUUGUUUCGAGUGUCUCGUAUAAAGAAUAAAAUGUCGCGCACUUAAA